GUAUUAAUUUAAAAAUACCUGACAUUUGAGAACGAGUUAUACGCUCGUUCAUAUGCAGUAUACUUAUGGAAAGACAAGUUAUUAGAAAAUUGUUAAAUAUUUCAUGAGUUAUUAGUUUCUGGUAUUAGGUCAUCCUAUGAUGACCAGUCUUUAUACAGGUGUAAAGUACAGGUGAGAACAAGAACGCGAAAUUCGUAUAAAUGGUCUCUGCGAUUAGGCGCUGCAUUUAUGUAAAUUUCCCUCUAUAUUUCAUAAGGAAUACUCGAUAGUUAUAACGUAUGUUCCAAGUACGAAACAACUAUUUGCAGUAACUCUUAAAAAUUCUUUCAAGUUCUUUUCUUUUCUUGCGGAAGGACGAAAUUGAAAGAAAGCUCGCAACGUACGUAAACUUUCAUGAACAUUUGAGUACUUCUUUUCUUUUUCAAUAAAAUAGUUGGAUGGCUGGAGUUGUCUCGACUUUUAUUAUAGUUCGACAAAUCAAGACUUUACUAUUAAUGUAGUUCCAUACUUUUGCGAGAGAAACAAUGUGAAUGAAUGUUAUCAACUGUCAAACAAUGUGGUGAUUUCGAGUCGUUCUUCGGGUAACAAAGAUUAAUAAUGAAAUUAAAUGAAACUAAUGGCUAAAACCUUGAAUGGUGAUACUUUAAUUCUUUGAAAGCUGAGAGCUUUUACUGUUUAAAUCUCAACGAUUUAAAAGUACUAACACUCGCCAGUAGUUUCCAUUAUUAACGAGUGUACACUUACAACAAACAAACAAAAAAAAAAAACAAGUUCAAAUGUUUGCAAAAAUCGAAUGGCCGCGCGUUAAUUGUAUUUCGUGCAGGCAGAAUGCGAGGUCGAAUUAGCAAAAUCGGGCAUGCCUCGACGUUGUCGAAGAAAAGCCGCGAUCGAAACUGCUCUAGCCAGCGUGUCCGCCUCUACAACGCUCGAACGAGGAGCACUUAACCAUGACGUCGACCCGUGACACCGAACCGAAUGCCAGAAAUUACCGCAGCGGCAAAUUAAAUUUCGACUCGUUCUAUCGGGUGGCAAGCCACUUCCAAGAGGAGGACGACGAGGCCCUGCAGAAGGAGCUGAAAGAGGCUUUCAGGCUUUACGACAAAGAGGGCAACGGCUACAUUCCAACGAGCUCUCUCAGGGAGAUUCUCGCCGCUUUAGAUGAUCAGAUAACACCCGAUCAAAUGGACGGCAUGAUCGCUGAAAUUGACACUGACGGGUCCGGCACGGUCGACUUCGAUGGAUUUCCGGCGAGCAAAUCGCUGAGCGUGCAAGAGGCACUCGUGUUCGAAUUCCGCGAAGGCCACUCAUUCGAUCAACUCGGGCAUCGACUCGCGGCAAGAGAGAGAGGGCGAAUAGGCGAGAACGCGCAGAAACACCCAUCGCCAUCCCCUCCCAUCGUCAGCCAUGCUCCGCUUUCAGCUUUUGCCCUCUUCGACUUCCUUCCUUCCUCUUGUACUCACUCAGUCCUCUCGCUUCUCUCCCGCUGCAGUGAGGACUCCACGGCACCGGGUCUGGCCCCGGCCGUUUCACCCACUCAAGUUUUGUCCGAGUAUUCGCGAGCGAGACCCGGAAACCGCUUCCGAAGGAUCAAUAAUUGGGGCCGGCCGCGACCGCCCUUGAAAACCUAUAACCCAUAG
Molecule: messenger RNA, 1637 nt
Organism: Heterotrigona itama
Lineage: Eukaryota; Metazoa; Arthropoda; Insecta; Hymenoptera; Apidae
Source: the annotation of a GenBank genome assembly